Molecule: messenger RNA, 882 nt
Organism: Aspergillus aculeatinus CBS 121060
Lineage: Eukaryota; Fungi; Ascomycota; Eurotiomycetes; Eurotiales; Aspergillaceae
Exons: 2
Coding region: 1-882 (293 amino acids)
Source: RefSeq, a predicted model, not a curated record
AUGCAGUGGUCAACCGUCACCACAAUCCUCACCCUCCUCCUCCUCAACACCACCCAGACUUCAGCCUUCAGCAUCGCCCGCGUCUGGGCAAGCUUCUACACCGAGUGUCCCGCCGACGACUCUUCCUCCUCCGCCCCGGCCCCAUCAUCACCAACCGAUGACCUCACCACCACAAGCACCAGCAACACCAACAGCAUCCUCGCCAACUUCUUCGCCUCCUUCUUCCAGCGCACGGACGACCAAUCGGCCACCGUCGUCAUCGACGUCUACUCCGGCACCUGCCAAGCCUUCCCCGUGGGCCGGCGCUACAAUGCCGACGCCAUCUCCUUCAACGCCGAGGCCGUCUACACGGGGCCCUACGACCGGUGCAACGUGACCGUGCACGAGGUGCCGGGCUGCGUCGACGCGCCCCUGAUCGAGGUCCCCAUCCAGGCGGACGGCAGCGCCGCCGCCACCUGCACCGAGCGCGAGUUCCACUCCCUCUCGCAGAUGUGGAUCAUGCUGCACUGCGAGACCGACAAGAAGUCCUCCUCCACCGGCACAAGCAUCGGCAAAAGCAGCACCACCACCAGCAGCAGUCGCGGCGGUAGUGGUCAGCAGAAGCCCUCGCAACAGGCGCAACCUCACGGUGAUGAUGAUGAUGACGACGACGAGUCUCAGUCACAAUCGUCCUCGUCCACGGAUCCCAAGAUCCCCGAUAUCCCCGCCAUCCCUGACAUCCCCAAGCUGCAACCCACGAUCUUUUCGAAGUUGCACGCCGCGCUAGAAAAUGUCACCGCCGCCACCAAUGCCGGUGCUGGGAAGGCGAACUCGACGGCUCCGGUUCUGUCGCGGUCGAUGCGUUUGCGGCGCGCGGCGCGCACUCGCUUGUCGAAUCUGUGA